GCCCGAAAGUAAUCCGGGUCACCUUUGUUACGUAGUUACAUCACAUAGUGCCGCUGCCUUCUUGGAGCCAAAGUGUUCGGCUGGCGAGUGAGUGAGUGACCCAGGCAACGUUCCUUCCAUUUCUGGGUUACGUACAUCAUGUUCUCACUCAGUACGGUUCAGCCGCAGGUAACUGUACCCUUAAGCCACCUAAUCAAUGCCUUCCACACACCUAAGACAACCGCUGCCUUCCCCAGCUCUGCAUCUAUCCAGAACCUUCAGCGCAAUGUGAUCCCUGACCCUGAAACUCACAGCUCUGAGCCUGUCUUCAAUUUAAGAGACCUGGGCUUGUCUGAGCUUCGAAUCAAACAACUGGAUGAGCUUUUCCAUAAAUGUCUUCCUGAUUUUCACACGGAAAAAACUAAAAUGUCACCCCACUGGCACACAUCCCAUGUCUCUGCUCACUCCUUUUUUGAAAACAAAAAUGGUUAUUCCAAUGUGUUUAAUGCUUUACGUUCAAAUCCAAUAUACAGUCCGAAGCCUAGCCCACUGAAGCAAGUCUGCGCAGAUCUUCAGUACUGGCCAGUCUUAAUACAGUCCCGAGGUUUUAAAACUCUGAAACCAAGAAUUAGACGACUGCAAUCGACCUCUGAGCGUAUUGCUGCAACAGAGAAUACCGCUCCAUCUUUCAUGAAGGGUUUUUUGAUGAGAGAUCGGAUGCCAGAUGUGGAAAACUUAGAGAAGCUUGUUAAAAAUAAAAAUAUUCCUGAGGGGCAACAGGAUGCUUUUAAGACUGGUUUUGCAGAGGGGUUUCUCAAAGCACAGGCACUAACCCAGAGAACCAAUGAUUCUCUAAGGAGAACACGCUUGUUCCUGCUGGUUCUUUUACUGCUUGGCAUAUACGGCUUGUCAAAAACACCAUUUUUAUCAGUUCGUUUCAGAACCACAUCUGGCCUUGAUGCCGCUGUAGAUCCAAUCCUGAUGAAAAAUGUCACUUUUGAGCAUGUUAAAGGAGUGGAAGAAGCUAAACAAGAGUUGCAGGAAGUUGUUGAAUUCUUGAAAAAUCCGCAGAAAUUCACAGUGCUGGGCGGUAAACUUCCUAAAGGUAUUCUUUUGGUUGGACCCCCUGGAACUGGGAAGACUCUUCUUGCGCGAGCAGUUGCAGGGGAAGCAGAUGUGCCAUUUUACUAUGCAUCUGGCUCUGAAUUUGACGAGAUGUUUGUUGGAGUAGGAGCAAGUCGCAUUCGAAAUCUGUUCAGGGAAGCAAAGGGCAAUGCACCUUGUGUAAUAUUUAUUGAUGAGCUGGAUUCUGUGGGAGGCAAAAGAAUAGAAUCUCCAAUGCACCCUUACUCAAGACAGACCAUUAAUCAGCUUCUUGCAGAAAUGGAUGGUUUUAAACCUAAUGAGGGAGUAAUAAUCAUAGGAGCAACAAACUUCCCUGAAGCAUUGGAUACUGCUUUAAUUCGCCCAGGUCGAUUUGACAUGCAGGUUACAGUACCCAGGCCAGAUGUGAAGGGUAGAACUGAAAUAUUGAAGUGGUACCUAAACAAGAUCACAUUUGACAAAUCUGUGGAUGCAGAAAUUAUAGCUCGCGGCACAGUGGGAUUUUCUGGAGCAGAGUUAGAAAAUCUUGUAAACCAGGCUGCGUUAAAAGCUGCAGUGGAUGGCAAAGAUACAGUUACUAUGAAGGAGAUGGAGUUUGCAAAGGACAAAAUACUUAUGGGGCCUGAAAGAAGAAGUGUGGAAAUAGAUGAUAAAAACAAAACAAUCACUGCUUAUCAUGAGUCAGGUCAUGCUAUAAUUGCAUAUUACACCAAAGAUGCAAUGCCCAUUAACAAAGCUACAAUCAUGCCCCGUGGUCCGACACUUGGUCAUGUAUCUCUUCUGCCAGAGAACGAUCGCUGGAGUGAAACAAAAUCCCAGCUUCUUGCUCAGAUGGACGUGAGCAUGGGGGGGAGAGUAGCAGAAGAAAUCAUUUUUGGAAUAGAACACAUUACUACAGGGGCAUCCAGUGACUUUGAUAGUGCAACAAAAAUAGCAAAGCUGAUGGUGACUAAAUUUGGAAUGAGUGAAAAGCUGGGUGUUAUGACUUAUAGUGAUACAGAAAAGCUGAGCCCAGAAACUCAAGCGGCUAUUGAGCAUGAAGUGAGAACUCUUCUAAAGAUCGAUUUUCUAGGUCCUCGAUCUUAUUCUGUAAUUCUCUCAGAGUGA
Molecule: messenger RNA, 2190 nt
Organism: Bombina bombina (fire-bellied toad)
Lineage: Eukaryota; Metazoa; Chordata; Amphibia; Anura; Bombinatoridae
Gene: YME1L1
Product: YME1 like 1 ATPase
Exons: 19
Coding region: 139-2190 (683 amino acids)
Biological process (GO): mitochondrion organization; protein quality control for misfolded or incompletely synthesized proteins
Cellular component (GO): mitochondrial inner membrane
Molecular function (GO): ATP hydrolysis activity; ATP binding; ATP-dependent peptidase activity
Source: RefSeq, a predicted model, not a curated record